Messenger RNA from Chanos chanos (milkfish), 663 nucleotides. It is a transcript of the gene rps27a, whose product is annotated as ribosomal protein S27a. Gene Ontology annotation, biological process: translation. The record is from RefSeq and is a predicted model, not a curated record. Gene Ontology annotation, cellular component: ribosome. Bases 56 to 526 code for a protein of 156 amino acids. Gene Ontology annotation, molecular function: structural constituent of ribosome; protein binding. Lineage: Eukaryota; Metazoa; Chordata; Actinopteri; Gonorynchiformes; Chanidae. The transcript is spliced from 6 exons.
AGGACCCUUUCUGUUUCUCCGCCAUCAGAAUACCGGUGGUGGAGAGGACUUCAAAAUGCAGAUUUUUGUGAAGACACUCACGGGGAAGACCAUAACCCUUGAGGUUGAACCUUCCGAUACAAUUGAAAAUGUCAAAGCAAAGAUCCAAGAUAAAGAAGGUAUCCCACCGGACCAGCAGAGAUUGAUCUUCGCUGGGAAACAGCUGGAAGAUGGGCGCACCUUGUCAGACUACAACAUCCAGAAGGAGUCCACUCUCCACCUGGUGCUGAGGUUAAGAGGCGGUGCUAAGAAGAGGAAGAAGAAGUCCUACACCACACCCAAGAAAAACAAGCAUAAGAGGAAGAAGGUCAAACUCACAGUGCUUAAAUACUACAAGGUGGAUGAGAACGGUAAGAUCCACCGUUUGAGGCGGGAAUGCCCAGCGGAUGAGUGCGGAGCCGGCGUGUUCAUGGCCAGCCACUUCGACAGGCACUACUGCGGUAAAUGCUGUCUGACAUACUGCUUCAGCAAACCUGAAGACAAGUGAGGGAGACAGACUCUGAUCUCUACGUGACCACAGCAGCCCACUGACGUCCCGAGCAGUAUUCUGCUUCUUUGUUUAACGAGACUUGCCGCCCUCUGUCGAAUAUUUUGUAUUUUGUAAAUAAAGAUGUUUGAAUGCUG